Molecule: messenger RNA, 1975 nt
Organism: Betta splendens (Siamese fighting fish)
Lineage: Eukaryota; Metazoa; Chordata; Actinopteri; Anabantiformes; Osphronemidae
Gene: mettl15
Product: methyltransferase like 15
Exons: 6
Coding region: 342-1520 (392 amino acids)
Biological process (GO): rRNA base methylation
Molecular function (GO): rRNA (cytosine-N4-)-methyltransferase activity
Source: RefSeq, a predicted model, not a curated record
CGUGCUGUUGCCCCACUCUAAGCUAUAACCUAGUUUUUGUGAGGCGUGUGUACGUUUCCAUAGUUCUACAGUUAACACCGAUUAAGCGAUAUUAAGUUAACACUGAGUGUACUGUUGCGACACUCGUGUGUCUGUGUGGACAUCUAGUAUAACUCCUUACGCCCCGUUACAGCAUUGCUGUAUCGUCUGGUGAAACGUUAGCUAGCUAAAAUGCACAGCUAGUUAAUGUAACACAAUUUGAGGCUGUAGCGCAUAUGUGUUCAAUAACAAUCGGUGUAGCGCCUCAUAACGAAAACAGCCGAUCGACGCCAAACACAUCUUGACUACUUUGGCAAAGGAUCAUGAUUUUCCACAUGUGUGCGCGCUCUAACCUACUGUUACGGAAAGAACACCUGGCCGUGUGGAGGGCGUGGAGGCCAUGGAAGUUACAGCACUCUUCUGGAGUUUGUGCAUCUUCUGGUCCUGGUCCUCAAGACAGAUCUGAAGACCUUUCUUCUGUUUCGCCUGAAAAGCCUCUUCACACACCCGUCAUGCUCAAAGAGGUGCUCCAUUUCCUGGACAUCCAGCCAGGUCAGGUGGUCCUGGACAUGACAUUUGGAGGUGGUGGUCAUUCCAAAGCAAUACUGAACACGGUUCCUGGAGUCACAAUCGUGGCAUUAGACCGGGACCCGACAGCGGUUUCUCUGGCCCAGCAAUUAGCUGAGAAACACCAUGCUCGCGUAAAACCCGUGCUUGGCCGGUUCAGUGAGCUGGAGGCCCUGCUGUCUGACUUGAACAUUAAGCCGGGCGGCAUUGACGGGGUCCUGCUGGAUGCUGGCUGUUCCUCCAUGCAGAUGGACCAAGCAGAGAGAGGAUUCUCUCUGAGCAAGGAUGGGCCCUUGGACAUGAGAAUGGAUGGAGAACGGUACCCCGACAUGCCUUGCGCUGCUGACGUUGUGAAUACCUUAGAUCAACAGGCUCUUGCAUCUAUCCUUGCUGCAUAUGGGGAAGAAAGACACGCCAGGAAAAUAGCUUCAGCCAUUGUGGAGGCACGCCGUGUCAGCCUCAUCACCCGGACACAGCAGCUGGCCAGCGUGGUGGCAGGAUCGUUUCCCACUGCUGUGGUCCACGCACGUAAGGACAGACUGCACCGGCCCGCGCACGUGGCCACCAAGACUUUCCAAGCGCUGCGCGUCCUCGUGAACGACGAGCUGAACGAGCUGCACGCCGGCCUGCGCGCUGCCAGGGACGCACUAAGACCCGGAGGACGCCUCUGCGUCGUCACCUUCCAUUCGCUGGAAGACAGACUGGUCAAACGCUUCCUCCAGGGAGACGACCUGUCUAAUCUAGAUCAGUAUCACUUCAGCCCGAGGAAGCAAAGCGCCAGGAGGGAAAAGUUAGUGGACGAAAUAAGAAUAAGAAAUCCUGAAAGUGUUUCUUGGCUUCCACUGAGAAGAAAAGUGAUUGUUCCAGAUAAGGAUGAUGUGCAGGAGAAUCCCAGAGGGCGCUCAGCUAAACUCAGGGCAGCAGUGAAACGUUAAUUAUGCAACAGCAAAAUUAUGUACGGAAAGAUUAUUUGUUAUUCCAAUAAGCUUCAAAAAGAAGAAUUGUUAUUUUGUGUGUGUGUGUGUGUGUGUGUGUGUGUGUGUGUGUGUGUGUGUAUGCGCGCGCGCCCUUUUACUUGUAGGUCACUUGAUGAUACUAAAUUUAGCUCCAAUCACUGAUUGAAAACAGUUGGGAGUUCUGAAAGGACGUAUGUGGUGUUUGAUUGAAAAUACUGUUUACAGAGGCCAAGAAUAAAUUCGCAUGCUUGAAAAAAGCAUGUACAGUUUAAAUUAUAAAAUUAUGAAGAAGCUACAGCAACAACUUGACUUACUUCACAAGCUUUAAAAGACAAUAAAUUGAUGAAAAUCUGAUAUUGUUUUAUAGAAGAAUGCUUGUGUUUUUUGUUGCAUAUGCUGUUUGUUUUUUCAAAAUAAAGCACACAAUGAAUGAA